AUGGCUUUACAUUGCAUCAGACAUCAAAGUAAUGGUACUGCAGAAUAUCAUGCAGAAAGUGAUUUUAUUCAGAUAAUGUCUGAAUUGGUAAUUCAACCUAUACUUGACCAUCUUUUAUCCUGUGAGAAGAACAACACAUCAUUGAUGUUAGCUAUAUUUGUUAUAAUGUUAGCUAACCAAUUUGAGAUGAAGCUGAACUUGGAAAAUCAAGAUAUUGUAUAUAAAAAUUUACUGGUUCAAGUUAACUGUGAAGAGAAAAAGUGUUUGUCUUCUGAAUUUAUUGUAGAAAAUUUGGAUAAAAAGUAUGUUUGUGAGCAGAUUUUGAAUUUUAUUAAACAACAACCUGAUGUUAAAGAUCGCAUUUGUGUUUGUACAUGGUUAUAUGCUGCACCAUUAGUACAUUUUUUAAGUGGUCAUGUUUAUCCAUUCAGUAAGAUUCCAGUAGAUGUUUGUCAUUUAAGUCCAGAAUGGUGGUGUUUCCCUGAUUUUGAACAGAGGAAAAACACUUUAAAGAACUACAAGUGGAACAAUGUAACAAAACACAAGACAAUAUUAUGGAAUAUAACACACUUCUUUAAUAAGGUUGGGCAUAUAAUGUUUCAACACAGUAUACACCUGUCGUCAUCAGAUGUAAUGGCAAGAGAAUAA
Lottia gigantea (owl limpet) is the source of this 648-nucleotide messenger RNA. RefSeq lists its product as hypothetical. The record is from RefSeq and is a predicted model, not a curated record. NCBI's taxonomy places the organism in Eukaryota, Metazoa, Mollusca, Gastropoda, Lottiidae. The transcript has 4 exons. The coding region runs from base 1 to 648 and encodes 215 amino acids.